CAAUUUGAACCUUUAAUUAUAAUUUACUAAAAAUGGACAAAAUUUGUCGAACAAGUUUGCACAAAGAGGGGAUCAGAAUGUUUAUGAGGCUUCAUAAGCCUUGGUUUGGUACCGGAACAAUCACAAAUAUACCAAAAUCGUGUUUUGGAAGCAAAAGCAUUCAGAGACUACAUAAUUGCAGUAGUUAUAGCUCAUUACUAACUCAACUUGAGACUAUUAGCAGUGAAGGGGAACAAAUUCCACCAGCUUUAUUCAAAGCAUUCGAGGAGAGAGAAAAGAGCUCAACAUGGAAAGACUUUUUUACUAUUUCAAGCACUGAUCCUUAUGAUUAUGAUGAAGCAGUUUUAAAUUUUACUGAAUUAAUGAACCGGAACAAUUAUACACAAACAAUUCCAAAGAAUGUGUGCAUUGGAAUAAUCAACACGAUGAUUCUUGUGAGAAAAAUGGAUAAGGAACUUUCAAAAACUUUUGAUUUGAAGGACAAAACGAAGAGUUAUAUCUCUAGGAACUGGAUGAAGAUGCCACCUGAGAUUCUCAAGCAUUAUAUUACUAACAUUAAGUAUCAUCAAAUUGAAAAGGAGAUUCCUAAAUAUUUAGAGAGCCAGAUUCAGCUGGCUCUUGAAAAAGAGAAUGAUCACUUCUACAACCAGAAGCAGAUUGAUGCAAUUCUUGACGACAUUAUUGAGUAUGCUUGGAAGUUCAAUCUUCUGCACCUUAAAUUAGACUGGUUCCCAGUUAUCAGGAGACUUUUAGUCCUAACUCAGUACAAUCGGAUUAGACAAAUAAUUGACAUCCAUUAUAACCACCUGGAGCCUGCCAAGGCUGCUGAAUCAGCAGUCUUGAAGGAGAAUUUGGUUGAGCUAAUCAUUAGCCAAGGAAUGAAAGAACAAAGGGUGAAAACACUCUUUUUCAAUGCGGCAGGGAAGCUCAUUGAGGAUUACAAUCUUGACACUAAUAAAUUCCCAGUGCUAAAGGAAGAGGCUAUCAGGAAGGAAAUGAACUGGUUUUUGUAUUCCACCAACAUCCUUAACCAGAGGAGGUUGCCUAACUGGAAGCUAUACGAUAUAUUUGAGAGUGAAAAGACAGGGUAUGAAAACCCUCUCAAGGAUCAUAUAAAAAUAUAAUAGUUGAAUGUUUAAUCAAGAGAGGCUCUAAGAAGCAAAUCGAGGAUGCCAGGUUGUUCGCAGUUAGAUCUGGGAUUUGGGAUCAAUUGGACCAAAAGACUCAAAAUAGACUCUCAAUAGUUCCCUUGAGAACAACAUUUUCUGAUGAAAUGAGCGGCUCUCAAUUAAUUCAAGAGAAGUUUGAACCCUUGUCUAGUCCUAAAAAGGACUACAUUCACCUUCCUCAAUCAACUGUUGUGAAAAUGGUAGGACAAGAGAAUGAAGUUGAGAGAAUGAUUCAUGAUCUCACUUCAAAAGCAGAUCUUAGUGAAGACAGUCCUCUACUUCUAGGAAUUGACUGAGAAUGGCGCCCUCCUUUUGCUUCAGUUGAGCCCAAUGGAGCUGCCCUCCUCCAGCUUGGAAAUGAGGAUACUAUUUACUUGAUUGACAUGAUUUCAUUGGCCAACUCAGAAACACUAGAUAAUGCCCUAACUUCUGUGUUUAAUCAUAAGAAUAUCAGAGUAAUCGCUAUGGAUUUUAAGAAUGAUAUCAAGGAGAUCAACCUGAGAUCGCCUGAGUUUAAGUUCAUCUGGAAUAUGGCCAAUCUCCAUGAUCUAAACACUAUUUAUUCUCACUUAAAUAAGGACUCUCAGAAAACAAGUUUAGCUCAUAUCACUGAAGAUCUUCUUGGGAUGAAAAUCUGUAAGUACGAACAAAUUUCAAACUGGGAGAGAAGGCCCCUGACUCAGUCACAGAUGCAUUAUGCUGCAGUUGAUGCAUACAUCCUUAUUGAGCUCUACAAGACAAUUUGAGAUAAUUUGGGAAAAGAUUUUGAAGAGAAAAUUGAGAAGAUUGAGAAAAUCGAGAAAAUUCAUACCAGCCCACAAAAGAUCGUUUCUAGGAAUGAGGAAGAGGAAAAGUCUCCAGAAAAAGAGGAUCAAAAGACAGUGACUCCAGUAAUACAGAAAAAGAAGGUUCUAGCGGAACAAUCUCCUGAGACUCAUAGAUUGCUAACAUCUAAAUUUGUGCUUGAAGUUGAACCCUGUGAUGAAUACUCCUUCAUAGUUGAUGAUACAAUGCCAGAGCUAUAUAAGAUCUUAAAACACCAUAACUUCAGAGUACAGGUUCUUGAGAAUGAUAAAGAGAAAGAAUUAGUUCUUGACCAAAUCAAAGACGGGCCAUGGAUCAUCAUCACUAGAUCAGUCAGUCAAUAUAAAGCAUACGAGGGUCAGAGAAGGAUCUUCUUCAAUUUCCGUCAUAAGAUGCCUCCAUUCGACCAGUUCAAUGGUCUUAUGAGGCAACUAAAGAUACCAUUACAGACAGAGGAAGAUAUCUUGGAUCGAAUCCAGUAAUUCUUAUAUUUCAGUCAAAUAUCUUGAGAUA
Molecule: messenger RNA, 2486 nt
Organism: Moneuplotes crassus
Lineage: Eukaryota; Ciliophora; Spirotrichea; Euplotida; Euplotidae
Source: the annotation of a GenBank genome assembly